UACUGUUGCUUUCCAAGUAUAAUGGGAAUCAAGCGCAGGCGCAUCUUUACUUCCCUUCAAACUGUUAGUAAGUUACACGGUUGCAGUAACAACCGAGUGCUCGAACUUUAACGAUGCAGAAUCCUGGAAUUAAAGUACAUACGUCUCAGUCAUCGGACCACGAGCUUGAGAAAUAUGUGAAUCUCAGUAUUCAGUGGAACCGGUGGCUACUAACAACGAUGGGCAUUUGGCCACAUUCGCGUAAUAUUUCAAAAGCGACUAAAUACUUUAACUUGUUCGUAAACACUGUAUGUUACGGUUUGAUCAGUUUCCUUGCAAUACCGUACAUUGUCUACGGAAUGGUAGACGUAAAGGAUCUCUACACCAGACUGAGAUUGUUCGGUCCGUGUUCAUUUUUUCUAAUGGGAAUUUUGAAAUAUCAUUCCUUAAUUUCCCACGAGGAUGAUAUACGCGAGUGCGUUGAACGGAUCGCGUGGGACUGGAAGAACGUCAAGCAUUCCGAAGAUAGAGACAUCAUGAUAGCCAACGCGAAUUUUGCGAGGCAAUUAAUGAAAAUAUGCCUGUUUUCCGUGUACGGCGGAUUCAUUUUCUAUUAUAUAGCAGUACCUAUCAGUGUUGGAAAAGUUGCAGCCGAGGACGAAAAUUUAACUUUUAUACCGAUGUUGUUUCCUUUUUCGAAAGCCAUCGUCGACACGCGGUACAGCCCUAUCAACGAGAUCGUCUUCUCGAUUCAAUUUUUAGCGGGAAUCGUGAUUCAUGGAAUCGCUGCAUCUGGGUGCAGUUUGGCUGCUGUUCUUGCCAUUCAUGCUUGUGGACAGAUGAAAGUUUUGAUGUCUUGGCUGGACUAUUUGAUAGACGGCCGACCGGAUCUGUGCAAAACGGUGGACGGUAGAAUUGCAAACAUUGUGAACCAACACGUUCGAGUAUUGAAAUUUUUAUCGAUGACAGAGAAAGUGAUGCAACAAAUAUCGUUAGUGGAAUUUAUGGGAUGCACAGCUAAUUUAUGUCUUCUUGGAUAUUAUAUUAUUAUGGAAUGGGAUUCGAACGACUUAACCGUUUCUGCAACUUAUUUCCUACUCCUCUCGUCUUUUCUGUUCAGUAUCUUCAUAUUUUGUUACAUAGGCGAAUUAGUCGCAGAACGGUGUAAACAGAUUGGUGAGAUGUCGUACAUGGUUCGAUGGUAUCGACUAACCGGAAGCAGAAGACUUAGCUUCGUUUUAUUGAUAGCAAUGUCAAAUACAUCGAUAAAUCUUACUGCUGGAAAUAUAGUCAUCUUGUCCCUUAGCACAUUUGGCGAUAUUGUUAAAACGUCCGUCGGAUUUUUGAACAUGUUACGAGCAAACUCCAAAAGAGCCAGUACUAAGUGUCUAUCGAUGGUCCACGAGUACGAGAAAUAUGUAAAUCUCAGCACUCAGUGGAAUCGGUGGCUCUUGAAACCAAUGGGUGCCUGGCCACUGUCGUCUAAUAUCUCGCGAGCAGAGAAAUGCUUUAAUCGGCAAAUAAAUGCCGUUUGUUACGGUUUGAUAAGUUUCCUUUUCAUACCAUGCGGUCUCUACGUGAUGCUGGAAGUGGAGGAUCUCUACAGUAAAAUUAAACUCUUCGGCCCGUUGAUUUUUUGCAUUAUGGCAUAUUUGAAGUACUAUUCGUUAAUCUUCCAUGGGAACGAUAUUCGCGAGUGUCUCGAUCGAAUCGAAUGGGACUGGAAAAACGUUAAGCACUUGGAAGACCGCGACAUCAUGGUAGCAACUGCAAAUUUCGGAAGACGAUUAGUGAAAGUUUCCACCUUUUUCAUGUACAGCGGUUUCAUUUUCUACUAUAUCGCUGUACCUAUAAGCGUUGGGACGAUCGCGGUGGUGGACGAAAAUCUGACGUUCAUUCCGAUGGUGUUUCCGUUCUCGAGACUCCUAGUCGACACUCGGCAGAGUCCAGCCAACGAGAUCCUUUUCACGAUACAAAUGUUAGGAGGUGUCCUGAUUCAUGGAAUCGCGGCUGCUGGCUGCAGUUUAGCCGCAGUUUUUGCAAUGCACGCUUGCGGACAAAUGAAAGUUUUGGUGUGUUUGCUGGACAAUUUAAUAACGGGCCGUUCAGAUAUCCCUAAGUCCGUGGAUGGAAGGAUCGCGAACAUCGCGAGCUCGUCGCCGAACAGUUUAAUCGCGAAUGAACUGAUUCAUUCCCCAACUGGUCUCCGCGAAGCAAUCAUGUUGAACUCGUCUCGUGAAAAUUCGACGAUCAAUAUUGGUUACAAUCAGGACUACGAGUACAGUAUACAGGUGAAUCGUUGGUUCCUGAAGCCAAUAGGGGCCUGGCCCAGGACAAACGAAUCCACUGGUACCGAUAGGUUCCUUGUGAAACUGUUGAAUCUCGUCUGCCAUUCGUUGAUCGUCCUUACGUUUGCGCCAUGCGCGUUGUUCAUCCUGUUCGAGGACACGGACUUGGAAGUGAGAAUGAAUGCGAUCGGUCCGAUGAGUCAUUGGUUGAUGAGCGAGCUGAAUUACUGCUGUUUGCUGUUAAGGGCGAAUGACAUUCGUAGCUGCUUGAAGCACAUGGAGAACGAUUGGAAGGUGGCGAGGCAACCGGAGCAUCGCGAAAUGAUGGUUGAAAAUGCAAAGUUCGGUCGUUUCAUCACGUGCAUCGCCGCGCUGUGCAUGAACCUCGGCGUCUGCUCGUACACCAUAAUCACGGGCUUUCGAAAAACGGUGUUUCACGUCGGUAACGAAACUCUUUCGAUGUAUCGAUUACCAUGCCCAUUUUACACGAAACUGUUGGACGUCAGAUUCAGCCCGGUCAACGAGAUUGUCUUCGGCAUGCAACUGAUGUCCGUCUUCAUCGCCAAUUCCGUCACGGUUGGUGCAUGCGGUUUGGCUGCUGUGUUAGCGACCCAUGCCUGUGGUCAGCUAGACGUAGUGAUGUCUCGUUUGGAUAAUAUGGUGGAUUCGAGAAAGGGACAGACUUCUGCUAGCAAGUUGGCUCAUAUCGUGGAACAUCAUUUACACGCGUUAAGUCUUGUAUUGCGUACAGAAAAAGUGAUGAAUCUUAUAUGUCUCGUUGAGUUAAUGGGAUGCACGUUGAAUUUAUGCCUAAUUGAUUAUUAUUUUCUUACGGAAAAGUCAAAGGAAACCUUAGCCAUAUACGCUAUUGUAUAUGUAUCGAUGACAUUUAAUAUCUUUAUAUUUUGUUAUAUCGGCGAGAGGAUCACGGACCAGUGCACGAAGGUUGGCAAAAGAGCGUACAUGACGAAUUGGUAUUGCUUACCUCACAAGACUGCCGCUGGUUUAAUCUUAUUAAUCUCAAGAUCAAGCAUGGUGACCAAAAUUACUGCCGGCAAAUUAGUCAAUAUAUCUCUCGCAACUUUUGGCGACGUAUUUAAAACGUCUUUUACAUACUUCAACAUGCUUCGCACGGUUGCAAUGUAGACUGAUACAUUGUUGAGAAGAAAAAGAAACGUUAUUUACGUGUAUAAACUCGUAUAGGUUCGUAAAAACGAAAAAGAAUACAUUCUCGUUGCUGUAUGUUAAACUAACGAGUAACUACGAAUAAACUACGAACAGUGCGGGCAUUAAAGUCACCCUCCAAAACGGCGAUUUCGUCGUUUACGAUGAGAUUUUCACUUCGAACUCCACCUUUUUCAUGUAAACGAUUUAAAUCGCGUUUUCUUUCCUUGUCCCUCAUCUCCCCAAAAAAAUAUGCCACAAUAAACGAGAAAACGAACAUCGCUCCUUGUUUUUUGACCGCG
Molecule: messenger RNA, 3733 nt
Organism: Hylaeus anthracinus
Lineage: Eukaryota; Metazoa; Arthropoda; Insecta; Hymenoptera; Colletidae
Exons: 12
Coding region: 114-3413 (1099 amino acids)
Biological process (GO): detection of chemical stimulus involved in sensory perception of smell; sensory perception of smell
Cellular component (GO): plasma membrane
Molecular function (GO): odorant binding; olfactory receptor activity
Source: RefSeq, a predicted model, not a curated record